Molecule: messenger RNA, 1750 nt
Organism: Bombina bombina (fire-bellied toad)
Lineage: Eukaryota; Metazoa; Chordata; Amphibia; Anura; Bombinatoridae
Gene: PGAM1
Product: phosphoglycerate mutase 1
Exons: 4
Coding region: 74-838 (254 amino acids)
Biological process (GO): glycolytic process
Molecular function (GO): intramolecular phosphotransferase activity
Source: RefSeq, a predicted model, not a curated record
CUUUAAUAAGCGCAUGCGCGAUUCCUGCGGUUUCUCUAUUCCGCAGUCUGACACAGUUACUGUCUGAGAAGUCAUGGCAGCCUACAAGAUCGUACUUAUUCGCCAUGGGGAGAGCACCUGGAACCAGGAAAACAGAUUCUGUGGCUGGUUUGACGCGGACCUCAGCGCUACCGGGCAGCAUGAGGCUGAACGGGGAGCACAGGCACUGAAAGAGGCGGGAUACGAGUUUGACAUUUGCUAUACAUCUGUGCUUAAGCGGGCAAUUCGUACCUUAUGGAUCGCACUGCAAGGUAUUGACCAGAUGUGGCUUCCAGUUGUAAGAACAUGGCGUCUAAAUGAACGUCACUAUGGUGGACUAACUGGUCUCAACAAAGCAGAGACUGCUGCUAAACAUGGAGAAGAGCAGGUGAAGAUUUGGAGGCGGUCAUUUGAUAUUCCUCCACCAACCAUGGAUCAAGAUCACUCAUAUUAUACCAUUAUUAGUAAGGACCGUCGAUAUGCAGACUUGACAGAGGACCAACUUCCAAGCUGUGAAAGUCUGAAGGAUACCAUUGCUAGAGCUUUGCCAUUCUGGAAUGAAGAGAUUGUCCCACAGAUCAAGGAGGGGAAAAGAGUGUUGAUUGCUGCUCACGGCAAUAGCCUUAGAGGGAUUGUCAAGCACCUUGAAGGCAUGUCAGAGGAAGCCAUCAUGGAGCUAAACUUACCAACUGGCAUCCCUAUUGUUUAUGAGCUGGACAAGAAUCUUAAACCAAUUAAGCCUAUGCAGUUCUUGGGCGAUGAAGAGACUGUACGGAAAGCAAUGGAAGCUGUAGCGGCUCAAGGCAAAGCCAAGAAAUAGGUCAUUUCUCAUGACGCUGAAGCCGCCAUCCUUUAGUUUUCUUUCCCCAAACACUUCACAGCUAGGGAUUCUGACACCGCUGCAUGUGAGGGCAGCUUGUAAAGUGUUUGCUAGGUUAACACCUUCUUUACUAGAGUGGUCAACAAGUUUUAAUUUUAACUGUAAACAACUUCUGUGUUUAGGUUUAAUUUUGUCACAGCCAGUGUCACUCUUUACACAAACUAGAUCUGAUGGGUUUUUUUAUGCCCCUUAGAUGAAACUCAUCAGUGACCAGGCACUUUUUAUUUACGGUUGGUAAAAGGCAUUUCAAUUUUGAACAAAUAUUCAUUUGCAGUUUCCUCUAUUUACAUAAUACUGUAGAUUUAUUUAUGUUUUUGCACAGAAAAUGCACUUAUUUUUUUCUGUUAAUAGCACUUAUUGUAUUCUGUUACUAAUUUGUUGCAAUCUUCUCAUUUCUCUUACCUUUAUCUAGUUGCUUGGCAGUGUAGCUUACGAAUACAAUUGGGUAACUUACAAGGCACAAGCAAAUUUACAUGGCUGUUAUUUAACACAUGAAAAGUACAUUCCAAAAUAUAGGUUCCAAAUAUAGAAUUGGUACUAAGCUCUUAGCCGUCCUGAGCUUAAGCCUGGUAUGAUACGGUCUCAGUCAGUGCACCUUAUCUGUAUUGAGUUUUCUCCAGUUUCCAAAAUCCUAGUUGAUCCAUUCUAGUCACGGUUUCCCUAAAACAUAAAAUCAGACUAUUGUGAGGGCAUUGUCCUUUUUUUACGCUUUGUGUGUCUCUGCUGCUGUGGAGAUUGUAUUGGUGCUCUGUACCUACAAAGAGCAAAUUAGUUAUUGCACUUGUUCAGCUUUCUAUCCCUAGUAGAGAUGUCCAUAUUUAAAUCAUUUCAAUAAAUUGAUGUGCAAUUGUC